Triticum aestivum (bread wheat) is the source of this 718-nucleotide messenger RNA. Its product is annotated as defensin-like protein CAL1. The transcript is spliced from 2 exons. The coding region runs from base 167 to 415 and encodes 82 amino acids. The record is from RefSeq and is a predicted model, not a curated record. NCBI's taxonomy places the organism in Eukaryota, Viridiplantae, Streptophyta, Magnoliopsida, Poales, Poaceae. Gene Ontology annotation, biological process: defense response.
CCCAUUAAUCUGCCGUCUGCCUAUAUAAACCCCACCAGCCCAGCCCACUCUUCGCUUCUCAGUUCUCACUCACCGCUGUCCAUUCUUCUCCAUUCGCUUUGCUAACACAGUCCCCAGUAGCAGCAGCAGCAGGACAGCUCAGUCUCGGGUGAAGCUGAGCAGAUCGAUGGCGCUCUCUCGUCGCAUGGCUGCGUCCGCCCUCCUGCUGCUGGUCCUCCUCGUCGCCACAGAGAUGGGGGCGACGACGGUCAAGCUGGCUGAGGCGCGGGACUGCCUGUCCCAGAGCCACAAGUUCAAGGGCGCCUGCCUCAGCAGCAGCAACUGCGCCGCCGUCUGCCGCACCGAGAACUUCCCCGACGGGGAGUGCCACACGCACAACUUCGCCCGCAAGUGCUUCUGCAAGAGGGCCUGCUAGCCCGCCUGCUCGAUCGCCCCGGCCGCCCUGCCGGCCAGCGCCGCCACGUCCGAUGCUAGCUAGCUGUUAGAUCGUCCGUGCCUUUUGGUAGAUCUGUUCGUCAGUCCGUUCCCGUUCGUCACUAGUAGCUGUUCGUGUGGCUGUCUCCCGUAAUAAAGUACGAAAUCAACCGGGGUCUCGGUAGUUUGGUUCGCAGCACGUCGUGUUUGUCGCUGCUUUGUGUGGUAAUGUAAUAUGGUCCUUGUUUCAGUAUGGACGGACGUGUGCACUGCAUCUAAAUCUGAGGAUGGUUUCAUACUUAAA